Molecule: messenger RNA, 7217 nt
Organism: Mercenaria mercenaria
Lineage: Eukaryota; Metazoa; Mollusca; Bivalvia; Venerida; Veneridae
Product: F-box-like/WD repeat-containing protein TBL1XR1
Exons: 15
Coding region: 291-1763 (490 amino acids)
Biological process (GO): regulation of transcription by RNA polymerase II
Cellular component (GO): histone deacetylase complex
Molecular function (GO): transcription corepressor activity; protein binding
Source: RefSeq, a predicted model, not a curated record
UAUGCCGAUUCGGAUUCACUGUGUUAAACCGGUCGUACUGUUGGUGCAUCGUCUUGGAUAUUUUCUAAAUAUUUUCGUUUUACAACUGAGUAGGGUUGUGAAUCUUGUUUCAUAUUGAAAAUAACUGUUUUGUUUAACAUUUUCAAUGAGAGUUUAUCAGUGUUCUAACUGUAUGUUUGAAGAAACCCGUUUGAAUCUUGUGAUAUUUUUUGACUAGGUUGCAGAUUGCGAAAAAAUCAAGACCGACCCUGUAGGCUCAUAACUGUUAGAUGUGAGCUGAGGACAGAACCAUGAGUUUUGGUAGCGAUGAAGUCAAUUUCCUUGUGUACAGGUACCUUCAGGAAUCUGGAUUUGUACACUCGGCAUAUACAUUUGGGAUAGAGUCUCACAUCAGCCAGUCAAAUAUCAAUGGAGCGCUGGUGCCCCCUGCUGCCCUUCUUAGUAUCAUACAGAAAGGGUUACAGUAUACAGAGGCAGAGAUAAGCAUUGGAGAGGAUGGUUCAGAAAAGCCGAUUGAAUCACUGUCACUUAUUGAUGCCGUCUUGCCCGAUGUGGUGGAGAGUAGAAAACAGGCACAGAACAAGACAGCACAGGUGAAGACAGAAGCUGCGAACACGAAUGGCGAGGAAAAUUCUAACACAGUCGCAAAUCACACAGGAGAAAACAUGGAGGUUGAUGGGGGUGUGGAAAUUCCAAGCAGUAAAGCGACAGUACUGCGGGGGCACGAGUCGGAGGUGUUCAUCUGUGCAUGGAAUCCUGUCAAUGAUCUUUUAGCAUCUGGUUCUGGUGACUCGACAGCGAGAAUAUGGAAUAUGAAUGAUAAUAGUGGAAAUGCCAAUCAGCUUGUUUUACGACAUUGUAUACAGAAAGGCGGGGCAGAGGUGCCAAGCAACAAAGAUGUAACUUCUUUAGAUUGGAAUUUUGAUGGUACCUAUUUAGCGACAGGAUCUUAUGAUGGGUAUGCCAGAUUAUGGAGCACAGACGGUCGAUUAUUGAACACAUUAGGUCAACAUAAAGGUCCUAUAUUUGCAUUAAAAUGGAAUAAACAGGGCAAUUAUAUAUUAAGUGCUGGAGUAGAUAAAACAACAAUUAUUUGGGAUGCCAGCUCAGGGAGAUGUACUCAACAGUUUUCUUUUCAUUCUGCACCUGCCCUUGAUGUAGAUUGGCAGACCAAUACAAGUUUUGCCUCGUGUUCUACGGAUCAGUGUAUUCAAGUUAAUAAAUUAGGCUGUGAUCGGCCAAUAAAGACAUUCCAGGGACAUACUAAUGAAGUAAAUGCAAUCAAGUGGGAUCCACAGGGUAACUUACUGGCGUCCUGUUCAGAUGAUAUGACAUUAAAGAUAUGGAGUAUGAAACAAGACACUUGUGUACAUGACUUACAAGCGCAUAACAAAGAAAUCUACACGAUAAAAUGGUCUCCUACUGGGCCCGGCACAGACAAUCCAAAUGCUCCAUUGAUACUAGCUAGUGCUUCUUUUGAUUCAACAGUCAGAUUAUGGGAGGUAGAACGAGGAACAUGUAUACACACGCUCACAAAACACCAGGAACCAGUAUAUAGUGUAGCUUUCAGUCCUGACGGCAAAUAUCUUGCUAGUGGAUCUUUUGAUAAAUGUGUUCAUAUUUGGAAUGUUAGUACUGGAGCCUUAGUACACAGUUACAGAGGGACGGGGGGUAUAUUUGAAGUGUGUUGGAAUCACCGAGGUGACAAAGUGGGAGCAAGUGCAUCGGAUGGCUCAGUGUUUGUGCUUGACUUGCGGAAAUGAUCCCUUCUGCCAUGAUUAUGGUAGCAAGCUAAUUAAUUGGUGCACAAAAUGGGAGUAGCAGGUAGUGUGAAACUGAAAUUUAAUGAAAACUGAUAGAAACGGUGAAGGGAAAAAAUAGUGUACCAAAUUUCAUGUAGAUGUGCUUCAGUGAGUCAACUCGGUGUUACAUUCACUGUUUGCUGGUGUGUUACGUCGUGAAAGGAGACAAAGGGAAAGAAAAUUAACAACUGAGAACAACAGAAUCUUGCAUGCACCUGGCUGCACAUACAUAAAAUUCACAAACGCUUUUUAAGUCAUGGAAGGCGAAAUGUUGAGACUGGAUAUAAAACAUCAGUGCAACAACAACAACAAAUUCUAGUAUAAAAUAUUAAUUUGAUAAUAAUAUCGGAACUGAUUGUUUGGAAAAACUUAAGUCAUCAUGUUUAGAGAUAAUGUUGCAGUUAGUUUUGUAAGAAAAUCUUUACAGAGUUUAUGAAAAAGAACAAUGUUGUAAAAAGAUCAAUAUGGUGAAUAAAGUGAGUUUCAGCUGCCAUAAUAGAGGAACAUAGGAGGCAGAAAGUUCCCGAUCGUGAUAUACUUAAAGUAGGCAGGGUUGCAGAAACACUAGCUAAUAGCUACUUUAGACUACUAGGCGAAUUUAUCACACUGUUAUGAAGACUUAUAUUUGACUUUUGACUGUAUUGGAUACAUGUAGUAGGUCACAAUCGGGUUACGAAAAAAUCUGUUUCUAGUUAACAAGAAAAAAAAUCUUUUAAAAAAAUGGUAAACAUUAAUGUUAAAGGAAUUCUUGCAUAAGUAAUUAAAAAAAAAUAAAAUGGAGCAUAAAAAAUAACAGAUCUGUUUUAAUAUGCUGUAAACAAAAACUGCAUUUAAGUAAAUGUUAACUAUUGUUGUUUCUAAACGAAUUGGAAUUACUGAACUGAUUUGACCUUGUUAGUUUACAGUUUUGUAAAAGUACUAAGUACAUUAGUUUUCCUCAGUCGUGAAAAUUGUUCAUCGUUACAUGUUGACUUGAACAAGUCAAUGCGUCAUUACAUUUUAUUCACGGGUUCAGUACUAAAACAUGGUAUCUGUUAGUUAGAUAGCUCGUUUUAGCUCUUGGCCCAUUGACCCGAGAUGAGAUCUCAAUUUGUUGUGAAAGUGUUUUGUGAAAGUUUGGUGUAAAUGUACUUACAUUUGGUUAUGAAAUUGUCCUCUAAAGGAACAGAAAAGCUGAGCACCUCUUUGCUCUGUUUCAGUUUUUAUAACUGAAUUAAGAUGCUAUGUCAGUUAAUUUGAUACGUAAACUGAAACUAAAGAAGAUAAUUAUCAAAAUUGCAUUUAAUUUGACGUAAUUGCUGUUUCAAAAAAGCAGGUUCUGAGAGUUAUUUCUAUGGUUACAGUUACGUACAAGUUACGAAACAGUUAAAUUAAAUCCGGCAAUGACUUUCGUGUCACGAAUCUGUUUUUAGCUCACCUGUCACAAAGUGACAAGGUGAGCUUUUGUGAACGCGCGGUGUCCGUCGUCCGUCCGUCCGUGCGUGCGUCCGUCCGUCCGUAAACUUUUGCUUGUGACCACUCUAGAGGUCACAUUUUUUGUGGGAUCUUUAUGAAAGUUGGUCAGAAUGUUCAUCUUGAUGAUAUCUCGGUCAAGUUCGAAACUGGGUCACGUGCCUUCAAAAACAAGGUCAGUAGGUCUAAAAAUAGAAAAACCUUGUGACCUCUCUAGAGGCCAUAUAUUUCACAAGAUCUUCAUGGAAAUUGGUCAGAAUGUUCACCUUGAUGAUAUCUAGGUCAAGUUCGAAACUGGGUCACGUGCCGUCAAAAACUAGGUCAGUAGGUCUAAAAAUAGAAAAACCUUGUGACCUCUCUAGAGGCCAUAUAUUUCACAAGAUCUUCAUGAAAAUUGGUCAGAACGUUCACCUUGAUGAUAUCUAGGUCAAGUUCGAAACUGGGUCACGUGCCUUCAAAAACUAGGUCAGUAGGUCAAAUAAUAGAAAAACCUUGUGACCUCUCAAGGCCAUAUUUUUCAUGGGAUCUGUAUGAAAGUUGGUCUGAAUGUUCAUCUUGAUGAUAUCUAGGUCAAGUUCGAAACUGGGUCACCUGCGGUCAAAAACUAGGUCAGUAGGUCAAAAAAUAGAAAAACCUUGUGACCUCUCUAGAGGCCAUAUAUAUCAUGAGAUCUUCAUCAAAAUUGGUCAGAAUGUUCACCUUGAUGAUAUCUAGGUCAAGUUCGAAACUGGGUCACGUGCCAUCAAAAACUAGGUCAGUAGGUCAAAUAAUAGAAAAACCUUGUGACCUCUCUAGAGACCAUAUUUUUCAUGAGAUCUUCAUGAAAGUUGGUCUGAAUGUUCACCUUGAUGAUAUCUAGGUCAAGUUCUAAAGUGGGUCACGUGCCUUCAAAAACUAGGUCAGUAGGUCAAAUAAUAGAAAAACCUUGUGACCUCUCUAAAAGCCAUAUUUUUCAUGGGAUCUGUAUGAAAGUUGGUCAGAAUGUUCAUAUUGAUGAUAUCUAGGUCAAGUUCGAAACAUGGUCAUGUGCGGUCAAAAACUAGGUCAGUAGGUCUAAAAAUAGAAAAACCUUGUGACCUCUCUAGAGGACAGACUGGUGAAUGGAUGUCCAUAAAGUUUGGUCAGAAUGUUCAUCUUGAUGAUAUCUAGGUCAAGUUCGAAAGUGGGUCAUAUGCCUUCAAAAAGUAGGCCAGUAGGUCAAAUAAUAAAAAAACUUUGUGACCUCUCUAGAGGCCAUAUUUUUCAUGGGAUCUGUAUGAAAGUUGGUCUGAAUGUUUAUCUUGAUGAUAUAUAGGUCAAGUUUGAAACUGGGUCAACUGCGAUCAAAAACUAGGUCAAUAGGUCUUGAAAUAGAAAAACCUUGUGACCUCUCUAGAGGCCAUAUAUUUCACAAGAUCUUCAUGAAAAUUGGUCAGAAUGUUCACCUUGAUGAUAUCUAGGUCAAGUUAGAAACUGGGUCACGUGCCUUAAAAAACUAGGUCAGUAGGUCAAAUAAUAAAAAGACCUUGUGACCUCUCUAGAGGCCAUAUUUUUCAUGGGAUCUGUAUGAAAGUUGGUCUGAAUGUUUAUCUUGAUGAUAUAUAGGUCAAGUUUGAAGCUGGGUCAACUGCGAUCAAAAACUAGGUCAGUAGGUCUUGAAAUAGAAAAACCUUGUGACCUCUCUAGAGGCCAUAUAUUUCACAAGAUCUUCAUGAAAAUUGGUCAGAAUGUUCACCUUGAUGAUAUCUAGGUCAAAUUAGAAACUGGGCCACGUGCCUUAAAAAACUAGGUCAGUAGGUCAAAUAAUAAAAAAACCUUGUGACCUCUCUAGAGGCCAUACUUUUCACGGGAACUGUAUGAAAGUUGGUCUGAAUGUUCAUCUUGAUGAUAUCUAGGUCAGGUUUGAAACUGGAUCAACUGCGGUCAAAAACUAGGUCAGUAGGUCUAAAAUUAGAAAAAUCUUUUGACCUCUCUAGAGGCCAUUUUUUUCAAUGGAUCUUCAUGAAAAUUGAUCUGAAUGUUCACCUUGAUGAUAUCUAGGUCAGUUUCGAAACUGGGUCACGUGCAAUCAAAAACUAGGCCAGUAGGUAUAAAAAUAGAAAAACCUUGUGACCUCUCUAGAGGCCAUAUUUUUCAUGAGAUCUUCAUGAAAAUUAGUGAGAAUGUUCACCUUGAUGAUAUCUAGAUAAAAUUCAAAACAGGGUCACGUACCUUCGAAAACUAGGUCAAUAGGUCAAAUAAUAGAAAAACCUUAUGACCUCUCUAGAGACCAUAUUUUUCAGUGGAUCUUCAUGAAAAUUGGACAGAAUUUUUAUCUUGAUAAUAUCUAGGUCAAGUUCAAAACUGGGUCACAUGAGCUCAAAAACUAGGUCACUAUGUCAAAUAGUAGAAAAAACGAUGUCAUACUCAAAACUAGGUCAUGUGGGAAGAGGUGAGCGAUUCAGGACCAUCAUGGUCCUCUUGUUAUAAUGCAGUCAUUUAGUGUGUCGCUUUUGCUGAACUUUAUAUAAAGGCUUGGGUUGUAAUGUAUAAGAGUACCCUAAAAUAAUAUUUUGUCUUGAAUUCAGAGUCCUGCAUGCUAGGGCUAAUUCUUUGAUAAGUCAAAGUCUGAAGUGCCAGUCAAGAUCCAAUUGCCGCAUGGUUGGCAACCUACAGCCCAAAUAUAGGCAGCUAGAUACUCAUACUAGAAAUAGAUUACCAGAAUUUAUUUAGCAGUUUGAAUUUUGCAAAUGGGCUUGUUUCAGCCUUGAAACCCGAGUGGCUCUUUUCUUGAAACCUUCUUGGGACAAAAGUAAGGAGGAAGGUAUUUCACGAACAUAAUUUUAAGUGGAUUCAUUAGGUCUAAACGGCUUUUCUUAGAAUCUGAGUUAAACAAAAAUAAGAGAUUUGUCAUAAAAAUGAACUAAUGUCACUCUUUUGAAAUGGUACAAGUUAUAUACGCUUUAAAAGGCCUUACUUAAGAGAGAAUAUAGGACAAAACUUACAAACUUUUGAGAAACAGGACCCAGAAUUCUUUAACAUUGAUGUUAUAUUGCUUGUAUGUAACAUCUGUUUUGAAAAAUAUAUUAUAUAUAAAUCUAUAUAUUUCAGAGUUAUGAAUAAAUUAUUAGAAACUUAAUGUUAUUGCGUAAUUAUCAAAUAAAUUAUUAGAAACUUAAUGUUAUUGCGUAAUUAUCAGUUAAGAAAAGAAAUAGGACAGAGACCAAAAUAUAGAAAUAGUUAACAUAUUUCAACUGCAACAGCUACGCGUAAUAGUGUAGAAGUGACACGGCUUGUAUAUGGAGUAUAUGUGCACAUAUUUUAUUUGUAGGUUGAUAAAGGGAAAAGAUCAAAUCUUUUCUUGUGUAUAUGAGCAACUGGUAUGUAAGAGGGAUCGUUGUGUGUGUAUAUGACAAAAAUAGGCAGCUAUUUAUUCUGUAUAUUGCUGUUAAUGAUUUUCAUGCAUUGUUUUCAUCAUAUAGAAUUUGUCAUCAUAGGUGGUUUUUUUGCCUGUCUUUUUGAAUGGAAGAAGAAAAAUGUCUGCCAAAAAAAAAGUCUGGUAUGAGUAUUAAUCAGAUUUUUUUCUUACGAACUUUUAUUUUAUUUCUUGUCAGAAAAAAGUUUAACUGUUUAAAGUAUACUGUUCUGGACUACAUAAAGAAACAAAUUAAAAACAAACUUAAAUGGUAAAACAAUUAGAUUUGACCUUCAGUUUUAGACAGGCUUAAUGUGUUGUUUUUUUGUUUUUUUGCAUGAAACAGUUUGUUUUUAUCUGUUGGUGUUUAAUAAAAUUCUGUUAUAUAAUAAAUAUUUGAAAUUUUUGUUCAGCUGAGUAACUAAAGGCAAAACUGUUUUCCACUCGUGAUACGAUAAUGUUGUGAAGUCAAAAAUUCUUGUUUCUCAUCUUGUAAUUUUUAAUUUCUUUUUUUUUUUUAGGGCAACAAAAUUAAAUUUGUUACUGUGUAUUAUGUUAAAAGAAAUAGGAAAUAAAGUUUAGAAAUUUUA